Messenger RNA from Seminavis robusta, 3666 nucleotides. NCBI's taxonomy places the organism in Eukaryota, Bacillariophyta, Bacillariophyceae, Naviculales, Naviculaceae. The record is from the annotation of a GenBank genome assembly.
GUCGGGGGACCCAGAAGCCCAGAUCAAAAUAAAUCUUUGCGUUGUUUUCCCGCAAGGCUAGAUUUUUCGCACUUUGCGCCUACCUGCUUCCCUUGUUGACAGCGCCAAAGCCAUCGCUUUGUGUUGCAGCCAUUAUUGUGGAUCCUCUUCCCUUCCAAAGCUGUGGUCUUCAUCUCCUUGCUUAGUCUUCCAGUGUCCUUGCCUACCAUAAGUUGCCAUCGGUCACCAUCGAUUGCUGCAUUGUGUGUUGGAAUUUGGAAGAGAGAGAGAGAGAGCUGAUCGUAGUCGAAACGUGCAGAACGCGCUGGACAAGGCGUUGAACGUCUCACCGCAAAGCAGCAGCGAGACAAGAGACAAAUUGAUUUCGCCGUUGUGAUCACAACGUGGCCUAGAGAAAUCGCAGCAACCAAAGCUUCCGUCCUGGCUGUUUGUUACACACCUACACACACAAGAGCGUCAGUAACAUUAGAAUCCUUCCAGCUUCCUAGGAAUUUGUUACGUGAAUUAAUCAACAAGCCAUUCGCAAGAAAAUAGCAACAAUUAACUGAAAAGGUCGAAAUGUUUGGAGCCCCAGCCAACAAUUCUCCUUUCGGGUCACCUCCACCCACUGGUGGAUUUGGUAGUCCAAGCCCUGCCCCUUUUGGGGCCCCAGCACCCGCGUUUGGAGCUCCUGCCUUUGGUACUCCUGCCCCAGCGCCCGCCUUUGGAGCGCCCUCGACUGGAUUUGGGGCUCCAGCACCAGCUCCUGGUGGCUUUGGAGCUAGUACUUUUGGUGGUGGUGCUACCAGUACGUUUGGUGGGGGUGGAUUCGGCGCUCCUGCCCCAGCCCCCGCAUUUGGUGGAGGAGGAUUUGGCGCCACCAACAAUGCAUCUCCCUUUGGCGCACCAGCCCCUGCCCCGGGUGGUUUGUUUGGAGCACCAGCCCCUGCCCCAUCAGGAGGUUUGUUUGGGGCCCCAGCUCCUGCGCCCGCAUUUGGAGCUUCUCCAGCGCCUGCUUUUGGAGCGAGUACCUUUGGGGCACCAGCACCAACUCCUGCCUUUGGCGCUAGCACAUUUGGGGCUCCAGCCCCCUCGACUGGUUUGUUUGGGGCGGCGCCAACACCAGCCCCAAGUGCCUUUGGGAGUACUUUUGGAGCUUCUCCUGCACCCGCAUUUGGGGCACCUGCGCCUCCACCGGGUAGUAUCUUUGGAGGGGCUCCUGCGCCUGCACCUGGAGGCUUGUUCGGGGCUCCUGCAGCAGCAGCCCCUGGACAACCAGGUGGGGGUGGAUCGAAACAAACACCUUAUCAACCCACACCACGCCAGGACGGUACUAGCACCAUCCAGAUGCAGUCCAUCUCGGCAAUGCCGGCUUAUGAGAAUAAGAAUUUCGACGAAUUGAGGUACGAAGAUUACCUUCAAGGAAACAAGGGAGCAGGGAAUGCUGCCUCGACUGGUUUUGGCGGAUUUGGAGCUCCUGCACCGUCGGGGGCGCCAUUUGGAGCACCAGCACCUGCCCCAUUCGGAGCACCGGCCCCCGCUUUUGGUUCAACCUUUGGUGCACCCGCGCCUGCUCCUCCCGCUUUCGGCGCCACUCCUGCGCCUGCAUUUGGUAGCAGUACCUUUGGCAAACCAGCAACUGGAAGCCUCUUCGGAGCACCAGCUCCUGCACAAGGGGGGUUAUUUGGAGGAGGUUCACCAGCAGCUGCCCCCGCAUUCGGAGCACCCGCUCCAGCCCCAGGAGGUCUCUUUGGAGCGCCUGCGCCCGCUCCUGGCGGUUUGUUUGGCGCACCUGCCCCUGGAGGGUUGUUUGGUUCCACACCCGCGCCUGCAUUUGGAGCCCCAGCUCCCCCACCGGCGUUUGGCUUUGGAGCUCCUGCUCCUGGUGGUGGUUUGUUUGGACCCGCUCCUGCGCCCGCUUUCGGAGCAACACCUGCCCCUGGAGGCUUGUUUGGUGCACCAGCCCCACCGGCAGGAAGCCUGUUCGGGGCAAAGCCACCUGGCACUGGUUUAUUCGGGGCUCCAGCGCCGGCGGCAUUUGGUAGUCCUCCGACCGCUUUCGGCGCACCCACGGCUGCCGCGCCCAGUCUUUUUGGCUCCCCACCGGCCAUGGCGGCAGCUCCCAUGAUGAUUCCGGCGGGAGCCAUCAUUCCCCAGGCAGCAAGCGAAGUCUUGUCUCAUCAAAUCCAGGCACUCGAGAAUAAACGAAAGGAAGUGCAAAAGCUGGACGUGUGGAGAACAAAAUCACCUGAGGAGUCGCGUGUAACUCCCGUCUCGCAGCCCCAGUACGGAGGCUUGGCCAGUGGCCUCGUGCGGUCGUCGCCAUACACCCCUCAUCGGCACAAUCCUGGUUCAGCGGCGAAAAAGCUCAGGCCUCGUGGUUUUGGUUCAGCUAUCGCGGCGCCUUCAUCAUCUGCGUCGCCCUUGGACACUAUGGGUACAGGCGGUCGGGCUAUGAUGUCUCCAGAGGCUUACGUGUCUUCCUCGGCGAAAAAGCUCGUAAUCAAGCAAGAUUCCCUGACUCCCAAACCAAAGCUGCAGUUGCGAUUGAUGAACGCACCUUCGAGUGCCUCUGAUGUCACAACCCAUGCGCUGCCAGUGUCACUUGAAGCCGAGAGCCCAGCCCCUGGAAAUGCUGGUCCAUCAAUUGCAACAGCCCCGCCAGCAUCGUCCCCUUCUCCCAGACAGUCGCAGAUGCAGACAAGCACGCCGACUUCUGUUCCAGUGUUUGGGAACGAGGCAAACGCUGGCACCCCUACAUCCCCAACUGUCAACGGAGGAAGCAGAAUUCCUCCUGUCACUGCCGAGAAGAUCGACCCCCCUCCUCCAGAUCCUGAUCGAGACUAUUACCAGCAGGUUGUUGAUUCACCAGAUGGCAAUCCUGCAGAUCGGCCAGCGCCGCAAAGCGCUCGAGUCACAAAGAAAAAGCCUUCUUAUUUGCCAAAGCUAACAAAGCCAGGUUACGUCAUUACACCCUCAUUGGAUGAGCUUGCAACUCUGUCAGAGGCAGAUUUGGCAGCUGUGUCAAAUUUUUCAAUUCGUUGCGACCCUUACGGUCUGGUUGAGUGGAAAGGUGCCGUUGAUGUUCGCAAUGCCGACCUGGAUAAUUCCAUUGUGAUUGGGCAGAAUGAUGUAUCUGUCUACACCAAGGAUGAAGAAGAAGGAAGAAAGCCUCUGGUCGGGUCUAAACUGAAUCGUCCUGCAGUUAUUACCUUUUUCAAUGUCUUCCCAAAGAAUGGAGGGGCUAAUGCCAGCGUCGAAGACAAGGUCAAGUUCGCUCGAAGGAUUGAGCGUCAAACUGUAAAGAUGGACGCUGAGCUUAUCAAAUAUGACAAAGACACGGGCUCAUGGAAAAUCGCAGUGGGCCAUUUUUCUCGCUACGGUCUUUCCGAUGACGACGAGAGCGAAGAUGAGCUUUACACCGAAUCUGUUGAGAAGGAAGAUGAUGCUGCCAUUGUUAGUGAUGUUGAAAUGGAUCAUCAUGUUGAGGAGGCUUUUGAUUCAAUCUACUCUGCUGUGAAAUCAUACUCAAAACACCCAAAGACCUCGCUGCAUGAUGACAUGGAACUGUCCGAAGAGCAAACUGAUGACUGUGACUUUGACGAAUAUUACGAAUCGCCUGAUUGCCGCAGCAUGGGUUUUAGCACAACCUUGAUCUCUGCGGAUGAUUACGAUAAGGGUGAGUGA